Kwoniella botswanensis is the source of this 228-nucleotide messenger RNA. RefSeq lists its product as uncharacterized. The record is from RefSeq and is a predicted model, not a curated record. Lineage: Eukaryota; Fungi; Basidiomycota; Tremellomycetes; Tremellales; Cryptococcaceae. Bases 1 to 228 code for a protein of 75 amino acids. Gene Ontology annotation, biological process: mitochondrial electron transport, cytochrome c to oxygen. The transcript has 3 exons.
AUGUCCAUGCUCCUUCGAUCCGCCCCUCUACGAGCUGCCAGGGCCCUCCCAGCGGCCAGACAACAAGUCAGAAACGCCCAUUUCGAGAACGUCGUUGACCACACCCUCCCAACCAACGUCACAAACAAACCAUGGUUAGCUAUCAAAAUGAUCGUCUUCACCACCUUGGGUUUCGGUACUCCCUUCUUCGCUGCUAAAUGGCAAAUGUCAAAGUCCGGUGCCGCAUAA